AGUUUUUGCUUGCGUGCUUAGCGCAAACAUGGCGUCCGUGCUUAAAACCAUAACAAAAAGGCGAUUAACCUUAUAUUUACGCGUAACAACACGAACCGCACCAUUAUUUUAAACCUAAAAUACAAACAUAACUUGGGUCAACAGUUAAAUGUAACUUUCGAGUCUCAAAACAAAAAGUUUUUUUUGACCCAUGUUUAUAGUUUCACUCGUGCCAAACCGACUAAGUGUAAAAGUGCUCCGGUUUUAACAAAACAACAAAGUGCGCGGUCUUUUUUAUUUUGUUGGGUUUCAUUCGUUUGUCGACGAAUCAGUCGCGUUUUGGUUUUACGGUGGGGCUGUUGUGUCGCGUGUUUCGCUUGAUAAACUUUUCUGUUCGAGAAAAUGGAUAAGUGAAAUAAAUCGAUUCGUAUUUCGAAUAAUAAUAGUCAUAGAAAGUGUUAUGUUGUUUUGUGUAAGUUUUAAACACAGUUUUUAGUGCAAUUCAGUGCGGUUUGGUGAUUCAUCUCAGUGAACAAGAUUGUUUGUGUGUCACACAUAGGUGUGUGUGUUGGAAUUUAAGUUGAAACUGCACAGGAAAUGUGUGAACGUUGAUUUUUUGGAAUCAAAAAGAGUCUGGUUGCAGCGGAAAUAAGAUGAAAAUCGCAAUUGAUUACACUUGGAUUUCUUAAGAUUCAGAAUACUAAAAUGGCGACGCGACUUCACAAACUAUUAGUUGUGAGCCUGGUGCUAACAACGACAGCCGCAGACUUCACCGCAAACUGCCCAGAGGAAUGCAAAUGCGUUUGGGCAAGCGGCAAUAAGCAAGCUGACUGCUCACAAUCAAACUUUCACGACAUACCUAAAACGCUGAGCACGGAAAUUCAAAUCCUCGACCUAACUGGAAACGAACUAUACGAAAUCACGAGACACGCUUUCGAAGACGUACGAUUAAUUAACCUUAAAAAACUUAUCUUAAAAGAAUGUCAACUUCUUACGAUACAUAAAAACGGACUAAGUGGGCUCGCCAUUAUGAUCGAGCUAGAUAUGUCUAAAAAUAACCUGAAAACCCUACACGCCGAGACUUUUAGAGAAACCACAAAAAUAAGGUGGAUUUUACUCAAUGACAACCAAAUAGAAAAAUUGGAAGAUGGACUCUUCAAUAAUCUACAAUUUUUGCAGAAAAUUGACCUCAGCAACAAUCGCAUAACCCAGAUCGGAAUGAAAACAUUCAUGUCAGUGCCGAAACUUAAUAUCCUAAGACUCAACAGUAAUAAACUUGAACAUUUGAAACUGGACACGCUCAGCGCCUUAACCUUAUCAAAUCUCGAUGUUCACGACAAUCCGUGGCGUUGCGAUUGUUAUCUACAACCAUUCAGAAACUGGGUGAUAAGCAACAAUUUUUAUACCUCCCCCAUCACCUGCAGCGAACCGCCCAAAGUCCACGGUAAGCUGUGGAAAGAAUUGGACUCCAGAGAUUUUGCUUGCCGGCCGAGCAUUGUAUACCCCUCAGUCACGACUACUAUACAAUCAGGUGACAAUAACAUAACUUUAUCAUGUCAAGUUAACGGUAACCCUAUUCCCGAAGUCAACUGGGUUUUGAAUGCCCAAAUCAUAGAUGGAACUUAUCGGUACCAAGGAGAAGUAAAAUACAUCUUAACACAGAGUAAUACAGAAAACAGCAGGUGGUUAAAUUUAACAAUAAUCGAUGCUGGAAGCACCGACAACGGAAUGUAUCUCUGUGUCGCAAAGAAUCCUGGUGGGGUGGAAGAAAGAAAUGUCACCUUAUUUGUGACUCAUACUGCCCCAGGUAUAGUCCCACCUACUGGUAUGAACAGUAAUAUGUUACCGGUUCUUAUUGGAGUGUCAUGUGCAGCUGCAAUUUUGCUGAUCAUCCUGGUCGUUAUAUGCUAUUGUUGCUGUCGGCGACGAUCUUCAGAUAAAAAGAAAGCUAAUAAUUCGAAUGGUGAAGCGUUAAUUGAAGGUUCUGUAAUACCAGAGAUGGAGAAAAGUCUUAUAUCAGCUGUCAAUCCUGUCACUAAACCUCCACGAAGAUAUGAAGUUCCACCUUCCAUUACCAGUGGCGGCACGGAAAUGUCUGAGCUGAAUAAGACUCUACUCGAUAACGACUCUGUAUUUGCUCACAACGAUGACGAAAAACGGUCAUUAGAUUUUGACCACCAACGCAAGCGUUCUGAAGAUGCACUGAGCGACUACGGGCGUACAGAUGGACGAGCGUAUCCGCCAGAUUUGCUCUCCUUUCCUCCAAGAGCAGCACAAAUAUCUCCAGCUGCUAGCAAUGCCUCAACUGUACCAGAUACAAGUAGGCUUCAAGUGAAUCCUGUCAGUCCAAUACAUUCUCCGAUCUACGGCAUGACGACUAACCAGAACAUAUUCAGAACGUUACCAUAUUCCCGGUCACAGUCACCUUUCACGGCACCCAUUACUCCGCCUGUGGUUACACCUCGACAGGGCUACGUUACCAUUCCUAGACGGCCUCGUGUACCCUCAUGGUCCAGUACUGCAAGUACUCAAAUUCUUCCAAGCGCCGAAGCACAGGAACCUCUCUAUGAUAAUCUCGGCUUGCGGACCACCGCAAACGGCAGCUCUGUUCUAUCUCUUAACAAAACUGGAUUAGAGCCACAAUUUUCUCCAAUGAGAAAUAGACCACUGCCUGCGACCCCUACCUCCUAUGCGAACACACAUCCGGUUUUCUACGCACCAAUAGAAGAACAAGAACCAGCUCCGUCACCAGUACCGCCGCCAUUUACUCCCACGAGAAAUAGUAUAAGUUCACAAUUAUCGACCCAGCUCUCCACUCCAGGCCCUCAAGAGCCUUCCAAUCCCAGGAUGAGUUGGACGGCGAAAAACACAUCAACUCCCCAGCCAGAACCAAGAAAACUCAGUGUGGAUUCAGAUACUUUGAUUCGUAAGGGUAAACCAGAAACUGGCUCGCUACGAAGAAACCCAAGACCCGAUAAAGAAGAGUCCAGUUCGCCAACAAAAGAAGAUCCAAGAAAGAAUGAAAGCAGCGCGUCCUUGAAUCAAUCCGGAACUAUGGGAAGAAGUGGUAAGAUCCCACCGAGGCCUCCACCCAAACCGAAGAAGAAGCCAAGUCCAGAAGUGAAUCCCAGCGAACCUUUAUUUGAAGAUGAGGGUGAAGACGGCACGGAGGUGUAGUGUCGGGAUGCCACUCGUUGUGCCAAUGAGCUUGUAGUGAUAGCAACGCAGUGAAGUGUUAACAGUGAAAAGACAUGACAGUUAAUUUUUGAGGUGCUCGUGUAUAUACCUGUAGUGCUAGAUUUUUUACUAUUGCGUAUAUUACGGACCAUUAUGCGAGUUUUAAAUUAAGUAUUGUAACUAGCCGUGAGUUAAAACAAUUUCGAAUUGGAAACCGUAUCAUUAAGUAUUUAUUUUUGUUUUGACAUCGAAACGGUAGCUAUUUCAUCGCUUGCCACAUAAGGCAUAUCUUGAUCCAUUUUAAGACUGAUUAUUCUAAAUUGGUUGUCACAUUCCGUAGUGGUUUUGUCCUUAUUCCAGAGUUUUGAGCCUAACAAUGCAUUUAGAAAUUUUAAAUUACUUAGAUGUAUUUUGAAGACUGAAGAGAUUUUAGACGCUUUUUGGCUAUUGAUGCAGUCAAUAGAUCAUUAAGCGUAUUAGAGUUAUAUCCCCAUCAUUUUAAAUAUUGUGCAGCUUUUUAGAUAAUAUUAAAAAUCAUUGUACAUUUCAUAUAAUAAACUGGUCAAUUACAAGUUCCGUUUAAGACUUGUAAAUUUAAGUCUUUAGAUAUCAUUUUAGUUUACACCGAACGCGUCUUCGACACAUUGUUAUUUUAUAUAGUACAACAUUAUUUAUGAACGAUUAAAUAAGGAAUAGUUCCUAAAGUUUUAAAUACUAGGCGAGUAUCAUCUAUAAUUUUAUGUACAUAAUUUUAUAUACUUUUUAAUGUUAAUAAUUGGUGCAUUUUAGUUAUUGACGUCACUUAUUAUUUUAGUACAAUCAUGAAAUAUUUAAAUAGAUUAUUUGACAUUAAAGGGUUAAAUCUAAAAUUGUGAUAUACUUUAAGUUGAUCGGGAAGCGUAUUAAUGUAUUAAAAAUUCUGAAAGCUAAAUCUAUCCCAAAAGUUUUCUGAUCAGCUUGAAAAUAUUUAUUCAUUCCUUGCAACUGUUAAACGUUAUAAAAACCCUCUUCAAAUGUUCAAUAUAAUCGUCAUAAUCACGUAUCUUGUUAAAGAAUAUCUGCACUUCUAUUCUUUUACACCUAAACCGUCUUAACAGAGUAUGUAUUAAAUGAAUGAAUAAUAAUUUCAUAAAACCUAACAUGUACCACAAGCCCAUUUUAAUUCCUUAAGAAUUGGUACAAAAACGGUAAGUCAAAAAAGUCUUUUGUACAAUAAUUAUACUUUACCUAUCGUUCAGGAAACCAUAACUAGGUCGGAAACAGUUGUACUCAAAAAUUCUGAGCAGCUUUAUAUGUCAAAAUUAUAUAUAUUUCCAGUGAAUACAAGGUGAUACAACCAUGAAAUACUUAGAAAUUCCCUGUAUUACCGCUAUACUUCAAGCCAGCGUUCGAAAAAAUUCAUUCCAAAAACAUUUCGCAUGUGUUUAUAUGUAUUAUUGUGUAAUAUUUUUGAUGAAUUCAUAAAUGAAGUACCUAAUUUAAACCUUUGCAAUUGUUUUUUUUAAAUAAUUUUUUAAUGCAAUUUUACAUAAAAUGUCAGUCGUUACACGGAUAUAAUUACUACCCUUUUGUCUCUUUUUCACAAUUUGUGUUUAUGUUUUGAUGGAAAGAGACAAAACAGUUAAUUUAGACUGAAUUUUUGUUUGGGUACAAGAAAUGUUGUAAAAGUUUUGGACCAGCGCAAUCUAACGUGUAUCUUGUAAAAGAGUGAAUACAUUUACCCUUAUUACGUCUGUAUUCUUUUAUGUACAACCUAUGUAUCAAUUUUACAUUGUUUACUGUAGACAUAUGUUUUAUAUAGGUUAAACGCUACAUGUAAAUAAACAUUAAACUGAUUAAAGCUAUAUUUCAGUAUAA
Messenger RNA from Pieris napi, 5013 nucleotides. RefSeq lists its product as uncharacterized. NCBI's taxonomy places the organism in Eukaryota, Metazoa, Arthropoda, Insecta, Lepidoptera, Pieridae. Bases 685 to 3156 code for a protein of 823 amino acids. The record is from RefSeq and is a predicted model, not a curated record. Gene Ontology annotation, molecular function: protein binding. The transcript has 4 exons.